This is a messenger RNA of Aphis gossypii (cotton aphid), 834 nucleotides long. RefSeq names its product jerky protein homolog-like. The coding region runs from base 1 to 834 and encodes 277 amino acids. Gene Ontology annotation, molecular function: DNA binding. The record is from RefSeq and is a predicted model, not a curated record. The transcript is spliced from 3 exons. NCBI's taxonomy places the organism in Eukaryota, Metazoa, Arthropoda, Insecta, Hemiptera, Aphididae.
AUGGCAGAAAAGAGGAAACGUGUUGUAUUAGGAUUCAAUCAAAAAUUUGAAAUUAUUAAACGUUUGAAGAUAGGUGAAACUGCUACAAAUAUUGCUCAGAUUUAUGGUGUGGGGAGAACAACAGUGAAUGACAUAAAACGGGAUGCUGAAAAAAUUGAGCAACAUGUGUCGCAAAUGCAAAUCAACGAUGGAGAUGUCAAAAGUCGUAAAACCAUGAAAUUGCCCGAAGGAAUUCCACUUUCUGGUCCUAUUAUUACGACCAAUGCAAGUGAAAUGAAUAAAAAACUAGAUGGCGAUCCAAACUUCAAAGCAAGAACGGGAUGGCUUGAUAAGUUUAAAUUUCGUCACGUAAUUCAUCAACUAGACAUAAGUGGAGAGAAACUUAGUGCGAAUAGUGCAGUCAUUGCUGAAUUCAAGGAACAAUUUAAAUUGAAAAUAAAUGUGAUCUUAAAAUUGUUAGAGAACAAGUUUAUAAUUGUGAUGAAACUGGACUCAAUUGGAAAGCCUUACCACAAAAAACACUUGACAACAUUUUCGGAAAAAACAGCUCCAGGUCUUAUUCAAAAAGAUCGGAUCAAUGCAAUGGAUGCUAUAUUCAAUGUUGCCAGUGCAUGGGCUGAUUUGAGUGUUUCAAACUUGAAGAAUGGGUGGAACAAACUAUGGCCUGAAAUAAUACCGUGCGAAUCUGAAGAAACUGAGCCUAGUAGUGUUGAAGAAAUUGUACAAUUUUGUAAUAAUGGACUGCACAGUGAAAUAUUAUCAACGAAAGAAGUAACAGAUUGGUUAGAAAAUGAUAAGCAGGAUGGAGGAUUUGAAAUUUUGAAUGAUGAAUAA